UACAGCACUAGUAGGAGUGGUGGCCUCAGCUAAAACAACUCCACAGAUUUCAGAUGACACAUUUCUCACUCACUUCAAUCUGAGUAGUAGCAUUAUCUAAUAAUGGAGUUGAUUCAGUUCGGCUCUUCUACUUCAACCGCUCUCUCUAUUCAUCCUAUUUUCAGGAACAGCAACAAGAACAGCAGCAAUAAUUAUCAUAACAACAAAAAAUGCGGUAAGUUUCUCAAAUUGAACAAUGUUCGCAAUCCUUCUCUCUUAUCAAUCGCCGCCGCCAGAAGAGAUGAACCGGAGACCACAGUCGGCGUUGUCGAAAAACCAAACCUACGUAAAUACGAGCUAUCCCUCGGUAAUCCGGCGCCGUUUGGCGCAACUCUCAACGAAACCCGCGGCGGUGUUAAUUUCGCUAUUUACUCUUCCAAUGCCGUCUCCGCUUCUCUCUGUUUAAUCUCUCUCGACGACUUGCCUCAGAAUAGAGUGACGGAAGAGAUAGUUCUUGAUCCGGCGACGAAUAAAACGGGAGAUAUUUGGCAUGUGUUUGUGAAGGGAGAUUUUAAGGAUAUGUUAUACGGUUAUAAAUUUGAUGGAGUUUUAUCUCUUCAAGAUGGAGUUUGUUUUGAUUCUUCUAAUAUAGUGUUAGAUCCUUAUGCUAAAGCGGUUAUAAGCAGAGGAGAGUUUGGUGUUUUAGGAUCUGAUGGGAACUGCUGGCCUCAAAUGGCUGGGAUGAUACCGGUUCCUUCUCAGGAUGAGUUUGAUUGGGAAGGGGAUUUACCCUUGAAGUAUUCCCAGAAAGAUCUAGUGAUAUAUGAAAUGCAUGUUCGGGGUUUUACACAGCAUGAAUCAAGCAGAACUGAAUUUCCAGGGACAUAUCUCGGUACUGUGGAAAAGCUUGAUCACUUGAAAGAACUUGGUGUCAACUGUAUAGAGUUAAUGCCAUGCCAUGAGUUCAAUGAGCUGGAGUACUACAGCUACAAUCCUGUCUUAGGUGAUUACAAGAUGAACUUUUGGGGAUAUUCAACUAUAAAUUACUUUUCACCUAUGACUAGAUAUUCUUCUUCUGGGACUCAGAAUUGUGGCCGCGGUGCAAUCAAUGAAUUCAAGUUUCUUGUUAGAGAAGCACACAAACGAGGAAUUGAGGUGAUCAUGGAUGUCGUUUUUAAUCACACAGCUGAAGGAAAUGAAAAAGGUCCUGUCUUAUCUUUCAGAGGAGUUGAUAACAGUGUCUACUAUAUGCUUGCGCCUAAGGGCGAGUACUACAAUUAUUCAGGUUGUGGGAACACAUUCAAUUGCAACCAUCCCAUUGUGCGCCAAUUUAUAUUGGACUGCCUUAGGUAUUGGGUAUUGGAAAUGCAUGUGGAUGGAUUCCGCUUUGAUCUUGCUUCCAUUAUGACGAGGAGUAGUAGUCUUUGGGAUGCAGUCAAUGUCUUUGGGAGUCCAAUAGAAGGUGACUUGCUGACAACUGGCACACCUCUUAGCAGCCCGCCUUUGAUUGAUAUGCUAAGUAAUGAUCCAAUACUUCGUGAAGUAAAGCUUAUAGCUGAAGCAUGGGAUACUGGAGGUUUGUAUCAAGUUGGUUGCUUUCCGCAUUGGCAAAUAUGGUCAGAAUGGAAUGGAAAGUAUCGUGACGUUGUGAGGCAGUUCAUGAAGGGUACCGAUGGCUUUUCUGGGGCUUUUGCUGAAUGUUUAUGCGGGAGCCCAAAUUUAUAUCAGGAAGGAGGAAGGAAACCAUGGAACAGCAUCAACUUUGUAUGUGCACAUGAUGGUUUUACUUUGGCUGACUUGGUGACGUAUAACAACAAAAAUAAUUUGGCAAAUGGAGAAGACAAUAAUGAUGGGGAAAGUCAUAACAAUAGCUGGAACUGUGGACAGGAAGGAGAGUUUGCAAGCAUUUCAGUGAAGAAAUUGAGGAGACGGCAAAUGCGGAAUUUCUUUGUCUGUCUAAUGGUUUCACAAGGUGUUCCAAUGAUAUACAUGGGGGAUGAAUAUGGCCAUACCAAAGGAGGAAACAACAAUACAUAUUGUCAUGAUAAUUAUAUCAACUACUUUCGGUGGGAUAAAAAGGAAGAAUUCUCAUCAGACUUCUAUAGAUUUUGCUGCCUGAUGACCAAGUUCCGACGUGAAUGUGAGUCCCUUGGUUUACAUGAUUUCCCUACUGCAGAGAGGUUACAAUGGCAUGGCCUUUUUCCUGGAGUUCCAGAUUGGUCUGAAUCUAGCAGAUAUGUGGCUUUUACCCUGAUUGACUCCGUGAAGCAAGAGAUUUAUGUUGCCUUCAAUGCUAGUCAUAUACCCAUCACUAUCACUCUGCCGGAACGCCCCGGAUACAGAUGGGAGCCUCUGGUAGAUACUGGGAAGGCUGCUCCGUUCGACUUUCUGUCCAGCGAUGUUCCCGAUAGAGACAUUGCGGUUAAACAGUAUGCUCACUUUCUUGAUGCCAAUUUAUACCCUAUGCUUAGUUAUUCUUCCAUCAUUCUCACCCUUUCUCCUGAUCAUAUUGCUUAGCUUUAAGAACACCAAAAUGUUUAGUUUGUAUAUAUUUUCAAUUUAUAGGAAAUUGUAAGUCUCACAAUGUAUAAUUCAAAGAUAGUCUCUUUAAACAUGUCAUGUGCCCAUGUGGGACACUACUUGCCACAUCAGAAAAGGUUUAUUUUUUUAUCUAUAUAAUUUAUUUAAAUAUAAUCUAAAAUUAUGAGA
Molecule: messenger RNA, 2688 nt
Organism: Mercurialis annua (annual mercury)
Lineage: Eukaryota; Viridiplantae; Streptophyta; Magnoliopsida; Malpighiales; Euphorbiaceae
Product: isoamylase 1, chloroplastic
Exons: 18
Coding region: 103-2496 (797 amino acids)
Biological process (GO): carbohydrate metabolic process
Molecular function (GO): hydrolase activity, hydrolyzing O-glycosyl compounds
Source: RefSeq, a predicted model, not a curated record